Molecule: messenger RNA, 258 nt
Organism: Mollisia scopiformis
Lineage: Eukaryota; Fungi; Ascomycota; Leotiomycetes; Helotiales; Mollisiaceae
Exons: 3
Coding region: 1-258 (85 amino acids)
Source: RefSeq, a predicted model, not a curated record
AUGCAAUUCAACGUCAUUGCCCUUACCCUCGCCGCCAUGGCCUCCGUCGCAGCUGCUGAGACUGUCACUGUCUAUGCCUGCCCAAGCUCUACCAUCACCACUGCUGGUAUUGCCUCUUCCACCAUCGCCUCCACCGGUGUUGUCACUGCCGCUACCUCCACUGGCUCACCAAUUGCUUACGCCACUGGCGCUGCUUCCAUAAACGGUGUCUCUGCUUUGGGCAUGAUCGUUGCUGGAGGUGUUGCUCUUUUCUUGUAA